Molecule: messenger RNA, 234 nt
Organism: Closterium sp. Yama58-4
Lineage: Eukaryota; Viridiplantae; Streptophyta; Zygnematophyceae; Desmidiales; Closteriaceae
Source: the annotation of a GenBank genome assembly
AUGGAAGGCUUCUCCUGGGUCCCUCAACGGCAUGCUGCUGCUGUUGCAGCCGACGACGAUGACGACGACGACGACGGCGAAGACGACGACGACGGCGACGGCGAAGACGACGACGACGACGACGGCGACGACGACGGCGCACAGCGGCAAUCCAGCGCGGCACCCCCGCGCUCGUUCCACAUAUCACAAGCCGCUUCUGUCAAGAGAUUUUCCCCCAAAAAGAAAGACGACUAA